Messenger RNA from Podarcis lilfordi (Lilford's wall lizard), 28813 nucleotides. The record is from the annotation of a GenBank genome assembly. Lineage: Eukaryota; Metazoa; Chordata; Lepidosauria; Squamata; Lacertidae.
CAUUUUCUCGGGGAGCGUGAGAUGGGGGAUUAUAGAACCCCCCAGUUCGGGUUCUCUCCCCCCCUCCCCUCUCCCCUUCUUGGUGGGCGUGGCUUAAAGUGACAUAUGGGGGCAUGGUUUGUGUUUUCCGAAGAGCCAAUCAGCAGUGAGGAAGGGAGUGGGAGGGGGGCAGCUGGAGGAGAGGGAAAAGUUUGUUUGGGGAAAGUUUUUCUUUAUUUUUUUGUUAAAAAAAUAUUAAAGGGGGAGAAGGCGCGGAAAGAGGUAUUGCGUUAAAAGUGGGAGAGCAGAGGUGAAUCGAACCAAAACCUCCUCCAUCCAGCCCCCCAUUUUUUUGAGGGGUGGGGGGAGAAGGAAGGGGCUUGCAACCCUAUUAGGCUGCAUCCACCGAUUCUCCCCCACCCCCUGGAAAAAAUGGGCGCAGCGAACUGCGAAGACGAGGACUUAGAAUUCAAGCUGAUUUUUGGAGAAGAAGAAAAGGAACAUCCAGGAAUGGGAGUCCCCUUGGAAGGUGAGAUGCGGGUUGUUAUGGGGGAUUGUGAUGGUUGGUUACAAGGAGGGAGGUGUGAGAAUAUGUGGGGCGGGGGGAAGAAUCAAGGGGUUUUUUGUGCGUGUGUCUGGUGUAGCUGGAAAAAGUCCCCCCUCCCUUUCCUUUUUAGGACAACUGGGGAGGGAGAUGGCACGAAUGUUCCCAUCUCCCUGCAGGAAGAGUGUGUGUUUUUUUGCUCCGAGAGUGAGUAAUCGAAUCCCUAAAACACGCGGCCCACGCAAAUGGUUAAUACUAUUUGCAAUCAUUUUAAAGAUGGGUGUUGCGUUUCUGCCCAUGCUGGUGAGGAAAGUGCGUGAGUGAAUGAGAGAAGAAAUCGGUCUCGAGUUUCACACACGCCCCAAUCAUGCUUCUGUGAAAAUUGUGGAAUCGGAAAACUUUCAGGUUGCACUGAACUCUGCAUAGAAUGUGGGGGGUUUUUUUGGGGGGGUGGAGCUUCUGAGUUCUUGGGACCAAUAACUGGUUAACCCUUUUAUUAUAAUAAUACAGAAAAUUGUUUUGAUCAAAAAGAGUUAAUGCGUGUGCUGCUAUGUGUGGAAACUGUGAGCUGGAAAAUCUUUGGUUCAAAUUGUGGUUUAGCUGUGAACACAUUGGAUAAUCUGAAACAAUGAUGGAGGCUGCGUGGCCCACAUGAUGUUACUGGAUGAUUAUUGGUGUGUUUUUCAAAUUUAUUUUUUACCCUCUGUCCACCCUAGGGUCCCUAUUUUAAAUUUUAAAAACAGCUGAUAAAAUUUACAACCAGAAAACUAGCACAAGUCCUAAAGAUCUGCAUCCUAAGUGUCAAAAGACCAGUUUGAAGUGGACUGCAGCUCAGACCAUUGGCCUUGCAAUGGCUGAUGGUAGCUUGAGUCCAGCCAUAUCUAGAGCAGAACUUGGGUCUCCAGCUGUUUUCGCACUACAACUCCCAUCAUCCUUAACUAGCAGGACCAGUGGUCAGAGAUGGUGGGAAUUGCAGUCCAAUAACAGCUGGAGGCCCAAGUUUGGGAAACACUGAGGGCCACAGGGUCCCCACACCUGGCCCAGUGUGACCUAGGAUUUCCUAGCCUUGGCCACAGUGCGUGAAAUGGUUGCCUAUCUUAUAGGGUUGUUGUAAGUACCACUGAGCUCCUCUACAUUAGCUGCAGUUAAGUCAGUGGUGGUGAACCUGGGGGUCUCCUUCCCUUUGGGACAACUUUCCCCAAGCCAUAGGCAAGUCAUGGGCGGGGGCAGAGGCAAAAGUGGGUGGAGCAAUGAAUGCAAUUUUUUUCAUUAUACAGUAGGCUAGUUUCUGCAAGCGUACACACAUCUCUCUCUGCGCUACAUCCAGAAAAGCAAGUGGUAUUUAUCAGAGUUCAUGGACAUGUUCUAACAGGGCAAAAACUCUCAAGGAGGGUCUGAAGCAGGGCAAGUCAGGAAUGUGGCCUGGGGAGAAUCGUGAGGGCCAGGUAGAGGAACUUUGAGGGCCACAUUUGGCCCCUAGGCCUAACACCCCUACUCCUAUGUUAAGUCCCUCUGGUACUCUUUUCCACCUAGUUUGCGAGAACAGGCUUUGCCUCCUCUCCCAAAGUGGGGCUUAAACUAGCUUGGUAAUAAUUGCAAGCAGAAAUAUAUAUCUUGCAGAGGGUAUCUAGUCACAGGUGGUGCAAAAUGCCCAAGAAGAAUGAAAUGAAACUAUAAUUCCUUUCUUCUGCCAAACCCUCCAUCAGUUUGAAAAGUAGGCUUCUGCACGUUCAAAACGGCAUAAUAAUAGCAUCCUAAUGGUAAUUCAUAUGUGCCCACACACAAGAGAGGCUGUAAACAGGUGUUUGUUCACUGUAUAGUUAGUGACUGCUUUAUCUCUAGUUAAGUCAUCUGGAUGCUUAACCACUUGCAGUAGGACAUGUUGGAACCAAUGUGUUCUUAGGGGCUAGCACCAUAGUUGCAAACAUUUCUUCAAUUUUCAUUGUGAAUUAAGAGAAAUUUUGGUAUUUCCCCAAGUUCCACCCCCCCUUUCGAUGUCUGAAACCUGUCUCAUGCGCACAGACACACCCCUGUCAAAACCAAACUUAAACCCCAAUCCCCCCAGGAUGAACAUUCACCCCAGAAUAAUUUAAUUUCUGUUAGCUUGUUGUCGCAGCGUAGGGUAAUCCCGGAGCAUAGCGGCACCUUUAACCAAUUUAUUGGGCCAUGAGCUUUUGUCGGCCAAAACCCUCUUUCUCAGAUGCUUGAAGUGGUCACGUCAGAAGGAAGAAUUCAAAACUCAAAAUAUCACAUUUGCAAAUCCAGGCUUUGAAUCCUGAAAUGGAAAAAUGUGGGUUGCGUGACAUGCGUUUCCACACGCAUAUUUGAAAAAUGAGAAUGGGAGGUGGGGGUGGGGAUGGUGGGUGGAAAUCCUUCCCCCUUCUUUUAUUUUCUUAGAAGAAGUUUGCAACUUCCAUUUCCCCCCACCCACCCAAUAUCUGUCUCGGAAGCUGGUAUAGGGGACAUUCUUGGCCCUGUAACCCCCUCAACUUGUGGGGGUGCUUCUGGAAGGGGUUCAGCUGAAAGCGGGCUGGCUGCCCCAAAAUAUAUCCACACCCUGGCUGAGGGCGCUGCUGUGAGGAGGAAGUUGGCAGCCCCCUGUAUGAGCCAGCCUCCGAGGCGGAGGUAGGAAACUGGGGUGUUUUUUUUCCAGAGAGAAAGGUCAAACUGUCUCUGGGCAGGCGGCGUCUGGUUCAAAUGAAAUCCAGAUGGGGUCUGAGAGGGCCUCGGGAUCCCACAGAAUCCAGCCCCUCCACACUGGCUCCCAUCCAAGGCCUUCAAAUCCCGUGUGUAGGGGAGCUGGGGUUGUCGGGGGGGGGGGGCUUUUGAGAUGGCGGCAAGUGGGGAAAGAAGGGGGGGGGCAGACACACUUCAAGCCUCCCGCAUACGGUUUCAACUAGCUCCCUGCAACAGUGCAAUUUUCCUUUUCGUCUUUUGGCCUGCGCCCCGUUUCCUUGGCAACGGGGGUCCCUGCCAGUGGAGCCUGGGGCUUUGGGAAAUGGCCCUUUAAUUGGGUUCAGAUGGCGGCCCCUCCCUGACAGUCUCUCUUAUUUUCUCUUUCUCCCCCCUUUUCUCCUCCAUCCAACUGGAUCCUUGUCUCUGGCCCACAAAACAGGGUGGAGGCCCUGAGAAGACUAGGCCAAGUUCAGGGGGAACUUUCUAAGCCCACCUCCCCCCCACCCCACCAAAAACUUUUUCAGAAGCUUUUGUUUCAAAAAGGGAGGCGAGCCUUUGGCUUUCUUCCUCCACCUGCCCCUCAACCUAAGGAGGGUACAAGCUGGGAGGGUGACUCCUGGCGGCAAGAUGGGAGCCACCCCACACUUUGGGGCUUUCGCUGCAGAGCAAACCAAAGCCUGUCUUAGCCCAGAAUACCUGCUUCCAACAGAGGACAGCCUGGUGCCUCUGGAAAGCUCCCAAGCACAGCAACUCACCUUGUUGUUGUUUUAAAAAAUCCUAGGCACAUGGCAUUCAAAGAUAUACUGCCUCUGUUCAUGGGGUUUUUAUUUAAGUCGCAAAAUGGCAAUGCAAAACAUAAAGGAUGCAAUCUGACUUGGUGGGUUGCAAGCUUCCUUUACGACCCAACGAGAGCAGUAUUGCCUUUGCAAAACUCAUGUUUUGGAUUACAACUCCCAUCAACCCCAGCCAGCACCAAAGGCCCACCGAGCCCAGUGCCCAGUUCUCAGCAGCUGCCAACCAGACACUGAUGGGAAGUUCCAUUGGUGGAGGCAGAACAUUGGGAUAGAGUGCCUCUGAACCUGCAGGUUCUGUUUAGUUACAAUGCAGCAGUCUCAGUUCGAGCUUUGUUUGCCUUUUUGCCUUCCCAGAUACAAGGCUGCCAGUCUACUUGUGUGUGUGUUUGUGUUCUUGACUAGGGACGCGGGUGGCGCUGUGGGUUAAACCACAGAGCCUAGGACUUGCCCAUCAUAAGGUCGGCAGUUCAAACCCCGUGACGGGGUGAGCUCCCGUUUCUCAGUCCCUGCUCCUGCCAACCUAGCAGUUCGAAAGCACGUCAAAGUGCAAGUAGAUAAAUAGGUAUCGCUCCGGCGGGAAGGUAAACGGCGUUUCCGUGCGCUGCUCUGGUUUGCCAGAAGCAGCUUAGUCAUGCUGGCCACAUGACCCGGAAGCUGUACGCCGGCUCCCUCGGCCAAUAAAGCGAUAUGAGCGCCACAACCUCAGAGUCGGUCACGACUGGACCUAAUGGUCAGGGGUCCCUUUACCUUUACCUAGUGUUCUUGAGCUACCACCUUCAUUCUUGCCCUGCCUUCCGGCUUUGCCAAUUUCCCUUAAUUCUCUCCCAAACAACCACACAUGCAUUGCCCUGCGAGUACCACACAACAUCUUCCAGCCGCACCACCCAAGCAGGAAACAGUUGCUGCUCAUUCCCGCUGAAUAUUGGCAGAAGGUGGAGCGAAACAGGGUGCUGGGGGUGGGUUGUGUAGUGCAGUCUUCCACCAGCCUGCAGCUCCCAUCAGCUCCAUUUUUGCAGUUCAGAACAUCUAGAAGGCACCAGGUUGGCAACAGCUGGCGUAAUGUGACAAGACUGGGUUGGAUGGAGAGUUGAGGUGUGAUCCAUUUGUGUGCUGUGAUCCACUCCCUACCGAGAGAGAAGAUGACGGAAAGCAGUGACAGGAGCGGAGAGGUCACAGCCACGCAAUCUCUUUAAAUCACUUUUGCCCCACUUUAAGAGUCAUGGAGGAAACUGGGAAGUGUAAUUUGUUAAAGGCGCCUUGUUUGUUUGUUUAUUUGUUACAUUCAGAUGAGGCUGGGCAGGGUUUUCAACCCUGGCCUUCCAGGUACUAAGUCCGGCACUCUUAACCGCUAUGCAAUCGCUGGUUCUCGAAACUACAAUUCCCAGCACCCUUAGCAAACUACAAUUCCCAGGAUGUGGGUGUGACCAGAAAGAGAGAAACUUUAAAUUAGAAGCAGCUGUCAGUCGAGAAAGGGUUGCAGGGCAGAGAAGAAGAAAUCAGCUUUCAUCUUUCUUUCUUUUUCUCCUCUUUAUAUCUUUAUCCAAAUAUUUGCUGUGUGUAUGUAUUUUGUUUUUUCUAGGGAAAAAAAAAGAGGAUACCUCUUCCUUUAUUUGACUUGUGGGUAGUCAUCCCUCCCCCCCACCCCAGCCAGCUAUAUUUAAUAUCCAUCCCAUGGGGUUUGGGUUCUUUGCUUUCUCUCUCUCUUGACGUAUGCAGGAUGCCAUAGGCGAAAGGAAAGCACGCCUCCUUCCAGGAUUCUUUGUUGCUGAAAAACCUCCCUUUUUGCUGCUGUUGGUGGUGGUGGUUCCCCUUUAUUGCUCAGGCCCUCUCUUGGAUUAAUUUGACAAUCGGGUUGCAUAUUUGGUGUAAUGAAUUCAGCUAUUGCUAGCUGUGGGGAGGAGGAAGGUAGAAAGAUAGCAACUCAGUAAGCUAGUUUAUAUUGAGUCAAAGCCUUGGUCCGCCCUACACUGACUGGCAGCAGCAGCUCUCCAGUGUUUAAUACUGGGGGUGUUUCCACCUGUAUCUGGAGAUUCAACCCGAGACCUUUUGCAAGCAAAACAGAUUCUCUGCCACUGACCUAUGACCCUCACUGCUCUCUUACUGCUAGAUGUUCUGAUCAGCCAUCUGUUGGCUCAUGGCUUCACUAGGGGGUUCUCAAUUCAUUCAGAUCAUUUAUACCGGGGGAACCUCCCAAUAAAAAUAACUAAUCCUUACAAUCUAAAAAAAAGGCACAGCAUGAAAGGAAAAAGAGAAGGAGAGGGAAGAGGAAAAUGCAUGUACCCGGGCACUAAAUUCUUACUGUUACAAGGCUCUUACAAUGACCAAUUGGUAUAGAAAUGAGCUGCUCACAUGGCUCUUUAAAAUUUAACUGUGUUAUUCAAAUGGAAACAUGCACAUAUACCCAAAUGCAUUUACCGCUUCAUGAAACAGCAUGCAGAUUAAGGUCCUCUUCAGAGCCAUAGAAGCUAGAAAGCUUUUGCUUUUUUCAAAAAAGGUGGUUCACAAGACAUCACAUUGGAGCGUAAGACAAUCAUGGGAUUGCAUGCAGUUUAGCAAAUUGUGUUCCCUUCUUCUAGUAGAAAGAGGUGCUCAUAUCACUACCCAUCUGUGGUCUGUUGGCCUAAAAGUAUAAUCUGCCACUUUUUGGUAAACUUACGGUAAACCUGUUAGCUUGUUUUUUUUCCUAUUGCUCUUGGGACAGCUGAUCAGAGAAUCACUUGCACGUUAGAUUAUCCUCUGUCUCCAAAUUCUAUUGGUCACACCCACACUUAUCCUCUUUGAUAUCCCUCAAAGAGUCCUAGGAGCUGUAGUUUGCCUCUCUAGAGAGCUACAGCUCCCAGGAAUCUUUUGGGGGAAACCACAUGUUUUAAAUACAGUGGUACCUCAGGUUAAGUACUUAAUUCAUUCCGGAGGUCCGUUCGUAACCUGAAACUGUUCUUAACCUGAAGCACGACUUUAGCUAAGGGGGCCUCCUGCUGCGCUGCCGGAGCCCGAUUUCUGUUCUUAUCCUGAAGCAAAGUUCUGAACCUGAAGCACUAUUUCUGGGUUAGCGGAGUGUGUAACCUGAAGCAUACGUAACCUGAAGCGUAUGUAACCCGAGGUACCACUGUAUCAUUUUCAACCAACAUGGUGGUUCUCAUCUCUUUCCUUUUCCCCCUCUCUCUUUUUACAGACCUGGAUGCGGACAACCUCCCUGCCUACUGCUCACUUGCCCUGGGAGACCCGCCUCCCUACACCUCUCCCCUGGGAAUCCCCUGCCCUCUGCAUCUCGGCGGGGGCCGUGCAGGCAUGCACUCCCCCCCACCCCGGCCGGCCGACUUGGACGGCGACACCUUUGAGAGCCAGCCCGCCCGGCGCGUCCGCCUCGGAGGCUCCCGUGUGCUGGAAUGCCCCAGCAUCCAGAUCACCACCAUUUCGCCAGGCCGGCGGGCCGAGGAAGACGACUGGGACUCCUCGCCUCGUGACUACCUCCUCCUGGAGGCUUUCGGGGGCUACCGAGAGACCACCCCGUCUUCCGGCUUCUUCACCCCGAGCCCUGCCAGCAGCGGCAGUGUCUCGCCUUGGAGCUUCUUUUCAGAUGACGAAGCCCCCGCCGGGGACGAUGUGGAGCGGGAGCUGAACGAGGCAGCGGCCCGCUUUGCCCUCAGCUCCCCCUUGGGUUCUCCCCGGGGCUCCCCCAAGCCAUGGUCACCCGCCGACGAGUCAUGGCAGCCUUACGGCGCCAGCUAUUCCCCGAGCCGGGGCGCAGAGGAUGGAUGGAUGCUCCUGGGCCCGCGGCCAGCUUCGCCCUGUGGCAAGCGGCGGUACUCCAGCUCUGAAACUCACUCUUCGGCAUCGCCGUGCCUCUCUCGGAGGGGCAGCCUUGGAGAGGAGACCCCGGGGGAGACCGUGGAGGCAGGAGGCGACACGGCGCCCUUCAACUGUACUGGAGCCCGACCGGCCGAAAGCAUCCCCCAGAAAGCCCGGAAGACCUCGACCGAGCAGACAGUGGCCCUGACCAGGAAGGAGGAAGGGAGCUGCAAUGGGGAGGAUGGGGGCAGCGGCACCACGGGGGGCUACGGACUUGGCGUGGGGCGCAAGGAAGGAAUGGAUUACCUGGCAGUACCUUCCCCGCUGGCCUGGUCCAAAGCUCGCAUUGGAGGUCACAGCCCUGUGUUCAGGUAAACCAAGACUCUAACGCUCUUUAAAGUUUGUAUAAAUGGUCCCCUUCUUCCUUCCAUGCAAGGAUGUUGAGAGUUUGGGUUGGAACCGUGGCCUGAGAGAGGGUUUCUAAAAGCGGUCAUCCAGGUGGCUUGGGGCGAUUCCCAAGCAAGGCAUGAUGGGAAUAUCCGUCUUGGGAUGCUUAUCUCUAGAUCUUGGUAGCUGGAGGUGGAUGGCUUUGCGAAUGUGGAGUUACAAGUUGGGCAGAUCCCUAACACACACAUAUUAUUAAAGCACUCUGGGAAUUGUAGCUCUGUGAAGGGAGCAGGGAUCUCCUAACAGCCCUUAGCAAACUGCAGUCCCCAGGAUUCUGUGUGGUUUCCAACAGGAUAUUAAAAACACAAUAAAAGAUCAAACAUUAAAAACUUCCCUAAACAGGGAGGGCAUUCCACACGGCGGGUGCCACUACAGAGAAGGCCCUCGGCCUGGUUCCCUGUAACCUCACUUCUCACAGUGAGGGAACUGCCAGAAGGCCGCGGCGCUGGACCUCAGUGUUCGGGCUGAAAGUUGGGGUUGGAGACGCUCCUUCAGGUAUACUGGGCCGAGGCCGUUUAUGAGCUUUAUGAGAGUGCUUUAAAUGUAUUGUGUGGAUGGGGCUUUGCUUCUUAUCUUCCUCACAUGUAGUUCUUUAGUUCACCUCUGGACUAUCCGUAGUUUAUAGGCAGGAUUGUGGAAAUUUAGGUUUGUGCAAUUUAAAGUGGAUUAAAGUGCUCUGUAGCAGCAGAUCCACUUUUAAAAAAUGGACUUUUGGCAGGUUCGCAGGGAUGGGGGAAAUGCGCUAAAACGUGUAGUGUGAACAAAUGAUCAAUGAGGAAAUGCUGGGCUUUCCCCCCCCCCCCCCCAGCAGGAGCUUACUAGAGCUCAGCUCUGGCACCUCUCAGGUGGGCACCAUUGUGAUUCUAAGAGAGCAUGGGAGAAGUCCGUGGUGAGCUCUGGCACCCUUUGCCCCCCUGGAAAAAUAGCACUGAGGAAUUGUAUAACCACUGCGCAAGCAGAUCAAGAUGAACCCUCAUUGUCAUAUAACCUGCCCACAAACAAAUUAGAAGGAAUGCUCAGUAAAGCACAGGCGUAUAGCUUUUUCGUAAGCUUUGCGCAAGCUAAUCAGGACGAAUGCCCAAUUAUCAGGGCAUCUGGAGCAGCCCCAGCGAUUGCAGAUUUUGCUGCCCUCCUAGCGUGGAUCCUAGCUAUCUUCCUCUAGCAUCCAAAGACCUUCACCUGAGCAUGCCGUUGUCGGGAACUGCGGAUGGGGGUGGAAGCCAUGGCUCCCUCCCUCUCCCACCCUUAAGCCAGCCGGUUUGAAUUUGCCAGCGCCAUUGCCGGCUCUGUGGUUUGGCUGCCAGAGUUUCUGUUGUAUAAAAACAACUUGUCAGACCAGACCAGGCAGAAGGGCUGGUGUCUCUAGUUACACAUCCCAGACCCCAGCUCUGCAUGCGGUGCUGGGGGCGGACGGGUGGGAGCUGGCGUAAACACGCAGUGCCUUGUUCCCUGUUAAGGUAAGCAGCUGGAUUGGAAGAAUUUCCCCUGCAUGGUGGAUCAACGUCAUGACCUUUGAGUUCGGGGGCAGUGGCUCCAUCCAUUCCCUCCUCCGCCCCGUUUGCAGUUCCAAAGCCCAUAGCCAGCAAUAUCCUGCCAAGCCAAGUCCCCCGUUUCUUCAAAGCAGAACUUAGCAUCUCUUAAGCCAAGCUUGUGAAUGCAAUGGGUUAGCCUGCGACAACAACCCCACGAGAACUAAAAUACAGUAGACCUUGCAUAUCUUGCCUCCUUGUUUGCAGAGAUUUCUAUAAGGGUGAUACCGGCAAUUUAGGUCAGCCUUGCAAAAGCUGAGCUGCUGCAUUAAAGGGACUAAAUUUGCAAGCGCCAAACUGCUGAAUCAAAGAGCCUUUGGGUGCGUACACAGUACCAGCUUAAAGCGCAGUUGGUUGUCCUUUUCCCCAGCUGGUUCUGGGGAAAAUGCAUCAAAACUAUUUCAUAAGAAAGAACAAGACAGGUACAGGAGAGAGAUGGAUUUUGGCUGACAUGCAUACACCACUUCCCAAAGUAGCAGUGGGAGGGCACUGGAUACAGAGCAAAUAGUGUGUAGACAGCUUUUACCCUUUCUUUUGGGAACUCUGCUUCUGUGCGACAUGUACAAGGGGGAAGGGUUUUGCAGGAGUCCUUGGCCAAACUCCCUCUGUAUGCAAAUUGAAGGAAGUCUCAUAGAAUAAGACACCCAGUUUCAUAGCCUCUCUGCAUGUAAAAUCUAUGGCAGGCUUCCUCAACCUUGGCCCUCCAGAUGUUUUUGGCCUACAACUCCCAUGAUCCCUAGCUAGCAGGACCAGUGGUCAGGGAUGAUGCGAACUGUAGUCUCAAAACAUCUGGAGGACCGAGGUUGAGGAAGCCUGAUCUAUGGUGUGGCCACUUCUUGGAUACGGUGUACUCAGAAACCCGGUCUCUGAAACCGGACACAGAGGUUACAGAGAAGGGCGACCAAACACAUGGAACACCCGGUGUUUGGAAAUGGCCUACAGCAGGAGUCUGCACAUAUCUCAGGCUUAUAUGGUCCACUUUGUCUACCAGCCAGAGCCAGGUGCAAGACUGUGGGCCAGCCAGGGGAGCAUAUGCUGAGAGCAGAGUGGCUCUGAGCAUAUGCCUGAUCCAGCAAUUUGAGACCUAUAUCUAAACAGACCUCAUAAGUCCUUUAUCUCUCAUUCACACCAAUCCUGGUUUCUUCUCCACCACCAUUCUUUCAUCGCAGAGCUUUCCAAACUGUGUGUUGGCUGCAGUGUGAAUGCUCCUUGUGCUCCUACCGGGGCUGGAAAGAGAUUGGUUUAACCUCCAGUUUGCUAAUAACACUGAAUUACUGUGUCACAAAAUGAUGCAUGUCUAAAAAAGUGUGUCACCCAUAUGAAAAGUUCGGGAAGCUCUGCUCAGGGCCGUCUUAAGCAUAUCUGGUGCCGUGGUGCAAAGAUCCCUCCGGUGCCCCCCCCCCUUUCCCAGGGUGGCUCCUCCGGCGGGGAAGAGGCGGAGGCUGGACGCGGCACCUCCUGGCUCAGCUGGCCGCUUCGUGCCGCGGUGGCCACUGCAGGCAGCAAAAUGAGCAAGCGGGCCUAUACUGAGCGAGGGCUCGUGCGCCACUCCCACCGAGCGUUGGCUAGGUUUUUUUCCUUUUAGCUUUCUGGUGCCCUGCAGAAUUCGGUGCCUGGAGGCUAAAAGGGGGAAAACCUAGCCGAUGUGUGGCGGGAGCACGCUCACUCACUCAGUGCGCUUGUUCAGUGUUCCCCGGACUCUUGCCUGGUGCCCUCCAGAACUUGGAGCCCCGCGCCACUAGCCUCUAUGGGUAAGACGGGCCUGGCUCUGCUUUAUAGCAUUCUCACUUGUUGCUGCUGAUAGUCAACUGGGAGUCCGGAACGCUUGCUGAAUUACUUCAGAUCCCCCAGAGGUCCACCAGUAGCUCCUGAUUUGCCUUCUGUCCACCCCAAAUCUUAAGCAUUUGAAGCUUUUCAGUUGUUGUUUUUAAAAUAUAUCAUUACAAGGGCAGCUUCAUCAGAUCACACGUGGUGUAGAGCAAGAGGUAGCCAACAUAGAUCAUAGAAUCAUAGAAUCAUAGAGUUGGAAUAGACCACAAGGGCCAUCGAGUCCGACCCCCUGCCAAGCAGGAAACAUGGUCCUCUAGAUGCUCCUGGAGCACAACUCCCAUCUCCCCUGAUCAUUGGCCAUUGUCCAUGCUAGCUGAGGGCUGAUGGGGAAUUGGGAGUCCAAUAAACAUCUGCAGGGACAGCCCUGGAGAAGAGAAGGCCAGUAAUAAGGAACUGCCUUUCCCAACAGCUCUCCCAUAUAUAACUCUGGGUUGCCUAAAAAAACAUGGAUUGGCUGACAUUUGGGACAGGCCAGAGGGCUUCUUUGUACAACGAACAAUUAAUUUGCAAAGUACGGCAGCCUUUUGUGUUUUAAGCGCACUGGCCUGCUAGACAGUGGUGGCAAGCAAUUGCAUGCAGGAGGCUGCAGAGCAGGGAUGGGGAACCUGCGAUCUUCCAGAUGUUUGCAGGACUAGAGCUCCCAUCAUCACUGAGCAUUGGCCAUGCCAGCUGGCACCGAUCGGAGCCCAGUAUCGCCCAGAGAGCCACAGGUUCCCCAUCCCCAUUCUGCCUGGCCGUUAAUUUGAAUUCAGCCUGCUCUUUUAUUUCCCUUCUCUUCCCUCCCCCUCCCCUUUUAUGAAGAUUACCCGCUCUGAGACCCCACAGCUAAUUCUCCCCUGGCCUCCUUGCUGGCCCAAGUAGGACUAAUUCAGCCAGCUAGCCCUGGUGACUAUCUAAUGCUUAUUAGAUGGAUUUCCCCCAAAUUGAUUUCUGAACUUUGAAUUUUAUUGUUAUUCAUGUUUUUAUACUGUAUUUUAUGCUGCUUCUACAAUUAAGUGUUUUGAAUUUGUUGUUAGCUGCCCUGAGCCUGGUUAUCUGAACUGGGAAGGGCGGGGUAUAAAUAAAAAAUUAUUAUUAUUAUCAUCAUCAUCAUUACUAUUAUCCCUGCUGUACAGGCUAGUGAGCUGUAUCACUCCUCUGCAGCCAGCAUAGAAACCGAGUCCAUUGCCCGGGGAUGGCAAGAGGCACUUUUCCAUGUUGUAGGAAGGACAGAGAGCUCUCUGCAAGGCUAGUAACUUUUGUGGAGUUACAUAUAAGGCAGAUUGAAUUUGAGAUCACAUGGUGGCCACUGGUUUGUUUAGAUAAGGGCAUAGGAGGACCCUGUUGGAUCAGGCCUAUGGCCCAUCUAGUCCAUUUCUCACUGUGGCCAGCCAGGGUCCCAUGGCCAGCUCACAAGGAGGACCUGCAUGUAACAGUGUCUGCUUGUGAUUCCAGUGACUAGUAUUCAAAGGGAUACUACUGCCUCUGGCAGGAAGGCGAAGAUGGUCACUGCGGUUGGGGCAAACGGAUAUCCUUAUCAUCCAUGAAUUUGUCUAAUCAUCCUUUAAAGCUAUCCAGAAUGGUGGGCAUAGCUACUUCUUGUGGGAGAGUGUUCCACAGUUGAAUGAUGUGCUGAAUGGAGAAGCACUUUCUUUUGUCUGCCCCGAGUCUUGCAAUGUUCAGCUUCAUUUGAGAAAAACUUCUCUCCGUCCACUUCAUGCCUUCCAUCAUUUUAUAAACUUCCAUCAUGCCUCUUCAUACAGUGGUACCUCGGGUUACAUACGCUUCAGGCUACAGACUCCGCUAACCGAGAAAUAUUAUCUUGGGUUAAGAACUUUGUUUCAGGAUGUGAACAGAAAUCGUGCAGCGUUGGCGCAGCGUUAGCGGGAAGCCCCAUUAACUAAAGUGGUACCUCAGGUUAAGAACAGUUUCAGGUUAAGAACAGACCUCCAGAACGAAUUAAGUUCUUAACCCGAGGUACCACUGUACUUGACUUUUCUGUAGCUAAGAAGCCCCAAUUCACAGAAUCACAAGAGCUGUAGAAUUGGAAGGGACCCUGAGGAUCAUCUGGUCCAACUCCUGUCCCAUCCAGGGAUCAAACCUGCGACCCUGGUGUUAUCGCCACCACACUCUAACCAAUGGAGCUACCUCAAUUUCUGAGCUACAAACUCAGGUUGCAACCUUUCCUCAUAGGGUAAUUCCUCCCUCCCCUUGAUUGUUUUGGUUGCCCCAUUCUGAACCUUUUCCCCCUCUGCAAUGGACCAAUUCACGGAGAAUCGAUCUAGCUAUGGCAGUGAGCUAUGAUGGCAAAACAGAUCAUGUUUUGAAGCUGCAUAUCUCUAGAUACACUAACAUGAGCUUGACCAAACUGUGGGAGGCAGUGGAAGACAGGAGUGCCAGGCGUGCUCUGGUCCAUGGGGUCACAAAGAGUCAGACACGACUAAACAACCACAAAAUCUCAAGAUACGAGCUACUGUGGACAAACUGCGAAGGGAAGGGCUAUAGCUUGGUGGUGGAGCAUCUGCUUUGCAUUCAGAAGGUAAUCCUUGGGCAUCUCCAGGUAAUCCUUAGGAGAAGCCCCUUUCUGAAACCUUGGAUACCUCAUGCUCUAUAGACAAUAAUGAACUAUACUGUAUAUAAUUUGACUUGUACAUUUUCCUAUGUUCCUAUGAUUUUAUGCUCUCCUUGUGGGUUUCCAAGGGCCUCUGAUUGGCCACCAUGUAAGAGAGGAUGGUUGCAUGGUAUGGUUCUUAAGUCUGAAUCUAGCAGGGAUCAUGAUCUGGAGCAAGAGAAGUGUGAAAUGGGUACUCAUCAGGAGUGUGCUCUGAAUGAAUGCCAAUGUGAAAAGUUAUCUGGCCUCUGACUAGCUCCUCAGCUACGGCAAGCUCAUAAUUGGUGAUGAGCAAGCCAAGAGAAAAAAUAUAUAUAUUUGAAAUACAUGAGGGCUAGUAAAUCAUUGUAGAUGCCUUUGCAAGCCUUGCAAUUUAUGUUCUUAAAUAUUACUAACUGCAAACUCGGGAAAGGAGGCUGGAGGUUCUGCACUGAGUGCCUGUGAGCGUUGUAGGUGGGGAGAAAUUUAGCUGGUCAAAUCAUAUGUGCCUUUUUAAUAGUUGUUUUGAAGCAUGAACUCUGGUAGUGCCAUCUUCCCCUGCCAUCCUUUUGCAGCCAGGAUGGGGGGAGCUUCACCCACCAUCCAUUGGAAGAGAAGCCACAGCAUCAUGGUAGAUCGCAUGCUCUAUGUGUGUGAUGUUCCAGGUUUGAUUCCUGACAUCUUCAGUUCAAAGGAGCAAGUGCCAUAAAAGACCGCUGCCUGAGAUCCUGUCAAUCAGAGUAGAAAAUGCUGAGCGAGCUAGGUAGACAAAUAACGUGGUUUGUUACUUAACAGCUUCUUGUGUUCCAGUUUCCUCUUUGGUGCAGCUACGUAUUAAAGGUACACGAGUCCCCUGUUGCGAGCAGGAGGAGGUCGGACGCGGUCACUUCCAGUGCCUAAGUUGUCAACUUCAUGGUCCUUCCUUUCGCCCAUUCCCCAGGUCUUCUGCUCUCCCCCCUCUGGACUGGCCUCUCCCCAGUCAAUACGAACAGUAUGAGCUGAAAAUCGAGGUGCAGCCCCGAACUCACCACCGAGCCCAUUACGAGACGGAGGGCAGCCGGGGUGCUGUGAAGGCCGCUCCAGGAGGACACCCUGUGGUGAAGGUAUCUGAGGGGUGGGGGGAGCUAACAAGAACCGGGAUAAGAAUGGGACCAGGGGGUUGGGUGGGUGGGAAGAGGGACAAUGAACUAAAUAAAAGUUCCCACUUCGCAUCUCUCCUGGAGGAGCCAGUGUGGUGUAGUGGUUAAGAGCGGUAGUCUCGAAAUCUGGGGAACCGGGUUCGCAUCUCCGCUCCUCCACAUGCAGCUGCUGGGUGACCUUGGGCUAGUCACACUUCUCUGAAGUCUCUCAGCCCCACUCACCUCACAGAGUGUUUGUUGUGGGGAGGAAGGGAAAGGAGAAUGUUAGCCGCUUUGAGACUCCUUCGGGUAGUGAUAAAGCGGGAUAUCAAAUCCAAACUCCUCCUCCUCCUCCUCCUCUUCUUCUUCUUCUUCUUCUUCUUCUUCUUCUUCUUCUUCUUCUUCUUCUUCUUCUUCUUCUGCAACCACAGUCUCACAAAACGACUGUAGGCCAGGCACAGGGAACUCAUGGCCUUGAAGUCAUCGGACAACAACUCCCAUUAUCCCAUGAACAUUGGCCCUGCUGGGUGGGGCUGAUGGGAGCUGGAGUUCAAAAACUUCUGGGGCAUUGAAAUGUAUGGUAAUGUGGAAAAGGCAAUAAUGCAUUCUCCUAUGUAUCAUGAUUUUGCCUUGAAAGUGGGCCGAGAGUACACCUGAGCAUGUGUAGAGUAUAUUUAUUCUCACCACAUAAUCACAGGCUCCACCUCUAUAUUUGGGACAGGAGCUAGUAAGGCUUUUAGGCUGAGGGCUGGGUGCCACCUUUGCAAUUUAGCCAGGUAAAGCCAGCUUUGCUUUCGACACCAUUUAUUCCGUAAGAGCUCAUAUGCAUUUUUUUAUUUUCUGCUAUUGUUGUUAUUUUUUAAAGCCCUCUCCUCUGCCCCCAGCCUCCAGGGAGCUUGUUGUCAACGUAGUUUUUUUUAAAAAAAAUACAUAUAUAAAUAUCUCGGCAUUUUCAGCCAAGCUAAUCCAGAAGGGAAACUUCCUUUUUUCUUUUUCUUUUAAUUCUCUUUUCUUUGAGGGCUGGUUUGAAAGUCUCCAUCCAGAAAUUUGAAAGAUGAAAACUAUUCCCACUUCAAAGGCUGCUUGCGGGGGCCAAAAAAAGAAAAAGAAAGAAAGACAAAUGUCACGGAUUUUGUUUGCAACAAAUUGUGAAAUAGCCGCACGCUAAAUUUAGAUGAGUGCCUUUUAAAUAAGUGGGAAGGUUGAAACUUUUAAAAAACAAAACCAACCCACGGCUUUAUGAGAGUGAGGGGGUGAUAUUUGGCCUGCUUGUUCUUAUAGUGACAGGGAGGUUUGAUCAGUGCAUGUGUGUUUUUGUGCUGUGAUGCAACUUUCCCUAUACUGUACUCCAUCUCUUUGUAUCCUAGUUUCCUCAAAUUACGAUGUGGAGAUCUAUAUGUACAUUUUCCGUGGGGUGGGGUGGGGGGGAGGUUGGCAUGAAAAGCUGAGGUCCGUCCUUUCUCUCUUCUCGUUGCCUCCGCCCCCCCCACUCCAUUUUUGUGUGUGUAUUCUUCCCCUUCCAUUCCCCAUCACAUUCCCCUGUAACCAGGAUCUUGGGGCUGCCCUUUCCCACGCUCUCAUCUCAGAUUCGCAGCGCUGGUCUCCUCCUGCAUCCAGCCCCUCUGCGUCACUCUUAGGGAUAGCAAGUCGGAGUGUGGAGUGUUUGUAUGUGCGCACGUGGGACAAAUACCCCCACCCCUUGCUCCAUAUGCUUUCUGGCAAAUUCCACUCCUCUUCUGCAGGCGUUCAGAACUUGCCCUUCCUUGCAGAGAGGCAAACCCUCCGUUUCCUAAAGCUGCGCCCCCUUCCCCCUUUCUCUUGCCAUCUCCCUGCUUCCCAUUCCCCACCCCGCCCUUUCCAAAAGUUGGCAUAGGUUUCUGCAGGUUCCAAGGCCGCUUCCACUGCCCCCACAAUCCUUCAGGCCUCAGAUCCUUCCAUCUUCCGUGGCAUGAGUGGGGAGGGGAGAGGUAAAAACGGAGCAUUUUCCUUUAAGGCUCAAAUCGACUGCAGCUGGAAGUCUUGGCCUCUGAUUGGAAACAUCUGGGCGUCCCUGAGGCAAGACCACCGAUGUCUCCAGCUGCAGUGGCCUUUGCCAAAGAGGGUGGCUGGUAAGGAGGUGGUGGAGACAGGGAGUAAUCAAUAUGUAAGACACACAGAGCUCUUUUCAUGGAAUAGAGGCCCACCUUCCAGGUCUGUGAUUGCACAACUUAAUUUAAGACAGGGAUUAGCCCCCAUAUUUUAUUUUAUUUUAUUUUUUAAGACUGAAUAAAGUCUCCGGAGAAUUUGAAGCAAGCAUAUUUCAUAUCCACUGCAUUGAUUUUUAUUUUUUUUAAUGACAGCCGAACCUUCUCCUUCAGCUGCUAAGUGUUUAUGAACAUUCUGUGACAUCAUAGCCACAGGGUCUUGGACAGACUGUUUCCUAGCCCUGCUGUCUCUGAACCUUCUGAAGUGGUGAUGGCCAGGAAUUUGAAACUGGGACUUUUAAAACAUGCAGAUCCGUGACCACCCAUUGCGGGUUCUUCUCGCAAGGAAAUGAACCGGGCCACCCCUUUGCCACAUACAGAGCAUCUGCCAUGACGCAGCGUCACAGAAUGUUCAGAAGUGGACGGGGAAAUUCACAUGUAAGAUGUCCCAUUACAGAAUGCAUUGGCUGGGGAUGGUGGCCAGAUUUUGGCGGGGAUGAUCGCUUAAGUCUCUUUGGCUGUGCAGGAAAAUGUCUGGGGUGACUAUUUUCUCCUAGAGGGGUGGCAAUCAUCACACUGAUUUUGCCACAUCCUCAGACGAACUCAAAAGCUCGGUCCGCGGUCACGGCAAUAAGAUGAGAUAUUUUAUAUCGGAGAAGCUUACCGUUCUCCUUUCUCUCCCCACCCCAGCUUUUAGGCUAUGAUGAGAAGCCCCUUACCUUACAAAUGUUCAUUGGCACGGCGGAUGAGCGGAACUUGCGUCCCCAUGCCUUCUACCAAGUGCACCGCAUCACUGGCAAAAUGGUUGCCACCACGAGCUAUGAAUCCAUCAUCAAUGGCACCAAGGUCCUUGAGAUGUCCCUGCUGCCUGAGAAUAACAUGGCUGCCAAGUAAGAAUUGCUUUGUGGGGCUUUCGAAGAGUGGGGGUGAUGUGGUUGGUGAAUAUGCCCAAUUAUUAAAAAAUAAGGAAAUUCCUCCCUACGUAGCAGCAAACCUGAUUUUGCAACUGAGUAUAGAUGCUUAACGGGACGCGGGUGGCGCUGUGGGUUAAACCACAGAGCCUAGGACUUGCCGAUCAGAAGGUCGGCGGUUUGAAUCCCCAUGACGGGGUGAGCGCCCGUUGCUCGGUCACUGCUCCUGCCAACCUAGCAGUUCGAAAGCACCUCAAAGUGCAAGUAGAUAAAUAGGUCUGGCGGGAAGGUAAACGGCGUUUCCGUGUGCUGCUCUGGUUCGCCAGAAGCGGCUUAGUCAUGCUGGCCACAUGACCCGGAAGCUGUAUGCCGGCUUCCUUGCCAAUAAAGUGAGAUGAGCGCUGCAACCCCAGAGUCGAUCAUGACUGGACCUAAUGGUCAGGGGUCCCCUUACCUUUAUAGAUGCUUAACAGGGAGUAGCAACCUAUCCUGUGUUGGAUGAACAUACUUAGUGAGUUUACAACACACAGGGAGGUGGGUUUAUGCAAUUUCAGAAAGAUAAUAUAUUUACAGAGCAACAAGGUAGACCACCCCCCAGGUUCCAUCCCGUGCCACUCUCAAAUUGAAUGCACCCAUUAUUAUUGUUUUGCGGGUGCUUUGGGAUCAGUGAGUUUUAGAAAGGAGUACUGGAUCUCAACAGGCGCUAGCACCCAUCAUGGCCAGGCAAGUGCCAGGGCCCAGUUGAGCUUUUGCAGGUCUCCAGUUUCCUUUUCAUAAAACCAGUGCAGUUGUUGCCUGCCAUGUUCUUUUCCGCCAUUUUCUUUACCCCAUAAUGCCUCUGGGUUUGCAGUGCAGUGGGGCUCAAGGCAUUCUGGGGAAAACAAAAUGUUGGGUGGCUGUACAUGUUUUCUGGUCUACCCAUUGAAAAGAAAGAAAAAAGAAAAGAAAACCCUGUGUUGGGGAAAUAGAAGAGGGCACUUGCAGAGAGUAACCCAAACCUGGCAGUGACCCUGAUUUUCCCCAAGGCAAAAUGUGUCCUAGUUAUCAAAUGUGUGUGUAGUUUCAGUUCAGCUCUAGGCAGGAUUCUGAUGCUGGUAGGAGACAGAAGCUGAUGAUCUAAGAGACUCUUCCUUCUCUUCUAUUCUUAGGCGGGGUGGGGGACCCUUUUAGCCCAAGGGCCAUAUUUCCUUCCAGGCAGUCUUCUGGAGGCCACAUGCCAGCGGUGGGUGGAGCCACAAGCAAAAGUGGGAGGAGCUACCCUCUGGGGGCAGGUCCCAGAUCUGGAGGGCAGAUCCAGAAGGAAAAAUGGGGAGGAACAACAAAUGCAAUGCUUAGCUUAAUACAGGAGCCAUGUUUCUUGGUUAUCCCUCCAUCCAAAUGAGCAAGAAGCAUCACCAGAGUUCAGUGGAAUAUUCUAGCCAGGCAAAAGCACUCGAGGAGGGUACAGAGCAGGCCUGGGAGGAAGGGGUGUGGCUAGGGUCCCAAGGGCCCAACAUGGGCCUGUAGGACUCUAUUUAACCCACGGGACUGAGAUUUGCCAUCCGUGUAUUGAGAAGGAGGUGCAUAACAUGAACAGUGAACUGCCGUGGAUUCACAGACAACUCCCCCUUCCCUUUUCCCCCCUGCACCAGUAUUGACUGCGCAGGGAUCCUGAAGCUACGGAAUUCGGACAUUGAGCUGCGCAAGGGGGAGACGGACAUCGGGCGCAAGAACACGCGGGUGCGCCUGGUCUUCCGGGUCCACGUCCCGCAAGGAAAUGGCAAGGUAGUCUCUAUCCAGACUGCCUCUGUACCCAUCGAAUGCUGUGAGUGCCCUCUGUGGGUGUUGUGGGUGGGUGGUUGUGUAUGGGAGAAGCAAGCCUCCAUGUAGCUGCAGGGCGGUCUGAACCCUAAGGUCGCAUCCACACCAGACAUUGAAAGCACUCUAAUACCACUUAACUGUUGCGCCCUCCUAAAAAAAAAAGUAUCACGGGAGCUGUAGUUUGUUAAGGGUGCUGUGGAAUUAUAGGUCUGUAAGGGGUCUCCUAGCAACUCUCUCAGCACCUUUAGAAAACUACAGGCCCCAGGAUUCUUUGCACAGAGGGAGCCAUGACUGUUUGAAGUGGUAUAAUGCUACUCUCAAAUGUAUAGUGUGGUUUAGAUAGUUCAGACGACUUUACUUGAUCAGUGCAACAGUGCCCCCUGGGGAAUGCACAGGCCUGUGAGUUACACGGACUUAUAUAGAAGUGCAUGCAUACAUAAAGGGCGAUGCGGCGGUGUGACACACCAUGCACUGGUGUGAAAGAAAUAAUUCAGUGUGACUUGGUGCAUUGAUCAAAAAGUCAUAUGGAGCAAGACGUAAUGUGUUGUAAAAGGAACUGUUGGAAAUUGGGACGGAAGCGUUAGCAUUAUAAAUGCAAUAAUCCCUGCAUCUGAAUGCGCCCAUAUCUCUGGAGAUCAAGAAAAACAAAGGUGAUUUCCCAGAGCGCAAUGCUGAUUAGGCCAACUUAUGCUGAUCCACUUGUGAACACAAAAUGGCGGCUGAUUCAUAAGAGGCUAGGCCAGAGGCAUCAUGGAAAAGGUGGAUUUUAGAGGGGGGGGAGGGUGGGUUUGGGGAGGCAGUUCUCUUGUACACUGGGUGUAUUCGGUUCUUCAUUCCUUUUAAUGGAGCAUUGUGCAAGGUGAUCUCUCCUUUGUGAACCCCUCCUUUCCUCUCCUGCGCGCAGCCCAGCGCUCAGCUCAGGAGCUCCCCCAAGUGGAAAACUACAGCCUCAGCGCGUGCUCGGUACAUGGCGGAGAAGAGAUGGUGAUCACUGGUGCUAACUUCCUGCCCGAAUCAAAAGUUGUCUUCAUUGAACGAGGCCCCGGUAAGCAAUGCGCAAUUUUUAACUUGUGGUGAUGGGGCGGAAGCUUGGCCUUUAAUUGCUUUGGAGCACGGGUCGGUCAUGACAACUGAGAGAUGGAACAUCCAUCUUCUGGGGCAGUUUACCACUAAAUUGCCAGAUGCUGGGGACAAAUAGCAGGCGAUGGCCUGCACGGCCAGUUGGUGUGCUCUCCAGAGAAAUGCAACAAGCCUUUAACACCUUUCAAUCUCCUGCCCUCAUCAUCCUUGUUAAUAGGCCCUCCCCUCCAUCUGAUAUUGGUCAAUUUCUUUUGUUGUUGCUGUUUUGCUUCAGAUGGAAAACUCCAAUGGGAGGAAGAGGCAAAUGUCAAUCGGCUGAAAAGCACAGAGGUGAGAAUUCUGGACAGUGAUCUCCUCAUGCGGGAAGUGAAUUUGCAGUCUGCCUUUUUCCUGUCAGCAGUGGCGCUAGGUUUCUGAAACACAUUUAGUGGGGAACGGGGAAAGACUUUUACUGAAUGUGGAUGACAGCAGGGAAAUCCUGGGCUGGACCAUUAUGCUGAUCACACAGAGACAAGUAAUGAGUCUUUGCUAUUGGAGAACAGCUGGUUUGUUGGUUUUUAAAAACCUCCAUGCUGGUAAUUAUUAUUGCCAGGAACAGGUAUAUUGAGGGGAAAUGCACACAUAAAGGCUCCUGGAGAUUCAGUGCAGGGAAAUAAGUCCUGGUGGUUUUUCUACUGAUACAUGCAACGUCCAGGAAGGGGAAACUGUCUAGGUGCUGUUGGAUUAUAACUCCUAUCAUUUGUGGCUGGAGCCCAGUGGCAUCUGAAGGGCCUCAAGAUGCCCCUCCCCAGCACGAGUCAGAUUUAUUAUUAUUAUUAUUAUUAAAACAAUUAACAUUGAAAUUGAUGGGAUAUAAAAGGGAUAGAGAGAUAAGACGGGAAGGAAUCAAAUCCUGCCAAGUGGAACGGUCACUGACAGAGGCUGGUCUGGGAAUGGGGAGUCCAAUGGCAGUUGUUCCCAGAUGAGCUGAUGGAAUCAGCCUUGCCAUUUCAUCUUUAGUUCAUCUGCGGCCCAGUGGAAUGGCUGACAGUGGCUCCUACUUUGAGCUUGUACACAGAGCGGGAUUGAAAACGUGUACAGUGAUACCUCGGGUUAAGUACUUAAUUCGUUCCGGAGGUCCGUUCUUAACCUGAAACUGUUCUUAACCUGAAGCACCACUUUAGCUAAUGGGGCCUCCUGCUGCUGCUGCGCCUCCAGAGCUCGAUUUCUGUUCUCAUCCUGAAGCAAAGUUCUUAACCUGAAGCACUAUUUCUGGGUUAUUGGAGUCUGUAACCUGAAGCGUAUGUAACCUGAAGCGUAUGUAACCGAAGGUACCACUGUAUAUCCUCUCAUGCUGGAAUGGAAACAGUCAGCUUUGGAUCUUUUCAUGAGGAGCAGGAAGAUGAUACGAGGGAACCCAGAAACGAUUUUGAGAAUCUGAAGUGCUUCUGUAAAUGCCUGCUCAUGAACUGUGGCUGGUUAUAUAGAUAGGCGAACCUCCGUUUGGCAAUUUUCUACUGUUCAGCACAUCACCUGCUGCUUUUUUCCUGCUUCCACAGGCCUCACUGACCCUCACUGUCCCCGAAUACAGCAACAAACGAGUGUCUCGGCCUGUUCAGACCUAUUUUUACGUCUCCAACGGACGCAGGAAAAGGAGCCCUGCUCAGGCCUUCAAAUACUUACCAGGUACAUCAAAGUGCAAACUGGAAAAGGGGGGGGGGGAAUAUUGAGGGGGUGUAUGACUGCUAAAUGGGACGCGGGUGGCGCUGUGGGUUAAACCACAGAGCCUAGGACUUGCCUAUCAGAAGGUCGGCAGUUCAAAUUCCGUUGCUCUGUCCCUGCUCCUGCCAACCUAGCAGUUCGAAAGCACCUCAAAGUGCAAGUAGAUAAAUAGGUACGGCUCCGGCGGGAAGGUAAAUGGCGUUUCCGUGCACUGCUCUGGUUCACUAGAAGCGGCUUAGUCAUGCUGGCCACAUGACCCUGAAGCUGUACGCCGGCUCCCUUGGCCAAUAAAGCAAGAUGAGCGCCGCAACCCCAGAGUCGGUCACAACUGGACCUAAUGGUCAGGGGUCCCUUUACCUUUAUGACUGCUAAAAGUGAUAUUGAUGGUUUUUCUUUCUCCCCCCUCCCUUUCCUCUUCAACCCACCCAUCUCCUCCAGUGAUCUUCAAAGAAGAAGCACUCCCAGAUGCCCCGCACCGUGGUUUCGCCCACACCACUCAGAGCUCUCCUUUUCCACUACAGCCGGCACAGGGCGCCAUGGAUUUCUCUCCCUCCAGACCCCCCUUCCCUUACUGCCCCGAGCGCUCCCCGCCGUGCUCCCCCUACGGCCCCGACUGGAACCCUUGCUCCUUCUCCUGCCCCAACCGCUACAACCCUGCCUUCCGUUUCCCUCAAAACGAGGCCUAUAGGGGUGUCAACCUCUCUGUGCCGCUCCUGUCUCCAGCGGGCCUGCCCCAUCUCCAUGCCCUAGAAUGCCGCCCGCCCCACUUCCAGCCUCCCAGCCCACAACUCGGCGCUCAGCCACCGGGGCGGGGAGAGAACCGCAGCGGGGAGAGGACUCCGGAAUGGACAGAUCCAGAGCUGGGGUCCCAAGAACAUAGCGCCAAAGAGCUGGAGAAAUCGGGAUUCGAUGGUGGCUUCCGGGAUAACUUGCCCAUCCAUGGGAUCACGCUGGAGGAAGGUAUAGCUAGAGCUGUGAAGGGGGCAGGGGAAACAAAAACAUGUCUUUGUGUCUUCUCUUGAGAUAUUUACAGGUGAUAGAUAGAUAGAUAGAUAGAUAGAUAGAUAGAUAGAUAGAUGAUAGAUAGACAGACAGAUAGAUAUUGUCAGAAUCGUGGUAAUCUAUGGACCUCCCCAGGAUGCAGGUGGCGCUGUGGGUUAAACCACAGAGCCUAGGACUUGCCGAUCAGAAGGUCGGCGGUUCGAAUCCCCAUGACGGGGUGAGCUCCCGUUGCUUGGUCCCUGCUCCUGCCAACCUAGCAUUUCUUAAGCACGAAGUGCAAGUAGAUAAAUAGGUACCGCUCUGGCGGGAAGGUAAACGGCGUUUCCGUGCACUGCUCUGGUUCGCCAGAAGUGGCUUAGUCAUGCUGGCCACAUGAGCCGGAAGCUGUACGCCUGCUCCCUCGGCCAGUAAAGCGAGAUGAGCGCCACAACCCCAGAGUCGGUCACUACUGGACCUAAUGGUCAGGGGUCCCUUUACCUUUUUAUGGACCUCCCCAGACUAGUGGUUUAUUGUGGAUGCAUUUUUCAAUACAGUCGCACCUUGGAAGUCGAAUGGAAUCCAUUCCGGAAGUCCGUUCAACUUCCAAAACAUUCGGAAACCAAAUUGCGGCUUCUGAUUGGCUGCAGGAAGCUCCUGCUUCCAAUCAGAAGCUGCGGAAGCUCCAUCAGACGUUCAGAUUCCAAAAGAACGUUCGCAAACUGGAACAAUCACUUUCGGGUUUGCGGCCUUCGGGAGCCAAAACGUCCGAGUUCCAGGGUGUUCGGGAUCCAAGGUACAACUGUAUGCUCAUGACACAGUAAUAGUGUAUUUUCAUGGUGGAUUUCGUCUGCUUUUGUUUGUUACUGCUGUCUGUACAACAAAAGCAGGGUAGAAAAAAUGUUUGUGGUAUUCAGAAUUUACAGGAUUUCAGCAGGAGGUUAUGAAUAUGCACUGACUGGAAAUGAAGCUUUUGCAGGCACGAACAGUAUUCAAAAGCAGGAUCGUGUCUAACCACCCCGAUAGCAUUGUGAGCAUAAGUCAUCAUGUAUGCACAGUAAAUAAUAAAAAAAGGAUGCCUGGGGAGGCCCCAGGUGUCUGGAGGAUAUGGAGCAUGCAAAUGUCACCUCUGCAAUCCCAGGCCACAGUAUUCUGCAAGUUCCACCUGCUGAUCUGCCUCGCCUGUCCUAGGCCGCAAGUGGCCCCAGGAAACAUAAACUCAGCAGCACUGCUGGUGGUGUUUUUCUCUUAUUGCAGAUGUUGAAUAGAGAAAUUAAGAAAUUUCAAUUUGCCUAGGUCAUGAACUUGCUUAGGUGAGAUUUGGGUAAGGACAGGCUGAGCAACUAAUUCAGUCCCUCUUUUUUGUCUCUUUGGAGGUCAGCCAUAGGUCUAUUCCAUUGUGUGUGUUUUAGAGAAUGCACAGAUCAGCCUUUUAACUUACACACUUCUUACUUAAAACACAUGUUUUUAAGGUUAAAAUAUGCACUUUUCAGUGCAUUCACAUGUAAAAGAAACCCACAUGUUUUGCACGUCUUUUACAUAAAAGGCGUAAUUUUGUGCACACUUUUUGCGCAUCAGAAAUACAUAGCAGAAUCCAGAGAACUGCAUGAUCUGACUAGGAGUUGCACACCAACCCACAAGCAGGCUCAAGAGGACCAGAUCCACCUGCUGCAAACAAACAAAUUCAUCCCCAAGCCCUGGGGGGGGGGGGGGGGGCUUGAGUAGUUUGCCACUGAGCUCCCAAGGCAGCACUUACGAGGCUUCUCUCAAGCCCUCUCCAUCUCGCCCACAUUGACCUCUUUUCUCUCCACAGUAACCGAGAUCAUCGGCAGGGACCUAAGCGACUUCCCCGAGCCCUCCUGCGAAGGCAGGCGGAGCUGAGAUGCCGCUGGAUUGCGGGGCGCUCUGAUCUUCUAAGAGAAACCUGGAGCUUUGACCCAGAGAAAGUUGGCAACACCAAAGAUCACCCUGAGUGGCCAGUUUUCAGGGACUCUCUGCGUCCAUGAGUUUUGCUUCUGACAUUUUCCUGCCUAUCCUUUUUAUUCAUUCCUUCCGCCACUCCUUUUCUUUUCCUGUCAAUGCUUCCAUAAAGGGCAAAGUCAGCCUCAGAAUGGCCAAGGCAGUGGCUCUCCAUUCUCAGACGUCCCGGCAGAAGAAGCCUCAAAAGAAGCUCACCAGCAGAGCUAACACUGUGGUGGCCACCUGUUUUUGUUCAUAGUAUCUGGUGCUCAGAGAUAUGUAUCAUUCUGGACCGAGAAGUGGGCUUGCACAUCUGGCUGUCAUGGCCCAGAGCGACCUUAUAUCGUGACUCCUUAAAAUGUAUGAUAUUGGCCAGUGUGUUGCAAUGAAUUCCAUGGCCCAGCCUGGGCAUCUAGGUGAGGCCUUCCAUUUGCCAGAUUGCCCUGUCCCUUCUGCUCAUCCGUCCAGUCUUCUGCGCAUUUUCUCCACCUGCUCUCGGCCGUGUCCGUCCAUCCAAACCACCAACCGUCUACCCUUGGCAUUGACAAGGGCUCCAAGUUUCUCCUUGAUGGUGAUGUCUAAAUGACUUCCAAAAUGGCUUGUGCCAUAGGUUCCUGGAGACAGGGCUGGCCCGAGACGUUUUGGCACCUGAGCUGAACCAGAAAAUGCCAGGGAGGAAAGGACUAGUGAAGAUCUACAUCAGGGAGGGUGGAUAAUGAUCUGUCCUGGGAACAAGGAUGGAAGGAGACCAGCAGCACCUCCUAUUCAACAAGAGGAACUGAGGAAGCGAUAGAUCCGGCCUACAAGGAGUAGCAGGCGAUGCAUUCCUUGGAGGCCAGAUCUGCUGCCCUUGUGUACCCUGAGGUGGUUGCAUCCCCUUGCCUCAUGGGUGGGCCGGCCCUGCCUGCAGAACCUUAUCAGAAGGUUCCUUGGCUAGAGGAAUAGGAGCGCAAGGAAAGUUGCUCUCGAAAGGCAGAAUGCCCCUGAUUCCUGAUCUUGCCUUGCAGUGGCAGGGAAGCGUCGUGUAAAUUCUCCUGCAUUUGUUCAGUUGCUUCAGGGCAUUGUCAAGGAGUGUUAAGCCUGGAAUGUGUCAUUAUAUCAGGGCUGGGGAAUCUCCUCCAGAUGUGGCUGGACUCCAGCUCCCAUCAACCCUGACCGUUGGCCGUGUUGGCCAAGACAGACAGCAGCUGAGUCCUGACAACAUCUGGAGGGCCCCAAGUUCCCUAUCCAUGCCAGUACAUUUCCCAGGCUCUGUUGUUUGCUUGCAGGUAUUCCUUGUCGAAUGCUCUGGGGGGACUCUUUGGUAGGCCAUUUUGUGGGUAUGAGAAGUCCAUGGCUCUCCAGAUGUUCUCCCACCAGCCCCAACCAACAUGACCUGUGGUCCAGGGUGAUGGAUGUUGGAGUUGAACAGCAACAUAUGGAGACCCCUGAUGUACCACCCUCUCCACCCCCUCCACCCGUCAUCUCCUGUGGUGCAGUGAUCCUUCUGAAGAACAGCCGUGACGAAUUUUUUCCUCAAUGGUUGCCAGUUUCCUUGUUCUGGAAUUAUUUUAUAAUUGUGCCCUUGCUGAAGAAGCUGCUGAUGUGUGUGGAAGGGGAAAGGAACCGUACCACUGUUGUCCUCCCACCUUUAAUAUAUAUGCUUCCAAGUUGGUCCGCGGGGAGGGAAAUCAUUUCCAGUCGGGAGAAAAAGCCAUAAGAUGUGUCACUGGUGCUAACAGUAGUCCCUAGUCCUCAUGAAGACUCUUCCUUACAAGGGUUAUUGUAAUAGGUGAAGAGGCACAUAAUGUUUUCAGAGCAAUGGGCUGCUUUGGAAAUGGCCUUCCUACCUUCACUCAAAAGAGAUGUGUAUUCCUCUCCAGAGUUGACCAGGUGAGUGGGAAGCGGAGGGAAGUAUUCUGUGAGCUUGCAGCAGGAACUGGCUGUGCACAGUGCUGAUUGGCUAGUGCUUGUGACGCAGCCAGGAUCCCCCCUGCAUCCUCAGAGCAGUUUUGCACAUUAACUUUUUUAAAAAACAAAACCAAGAAGGUGUUGAAUUAAUAAAGGUCAAUCCAGUACCUUUUUAUAAUAAAGUAGGUAAGCUGUCUGAAGUGGCAGCAUAGGAGACAGAUAAGCCUGAUAUAAUUCAUCCAGAAUUUUGAUUGGCCGGUAUGCACAUUUGUGAAGCUAGGCUUGCUCUGCAGCUGAGAGUCCGGUGAGCUCUUUCUGCACCCUUACAAUCACAGUGAUUUUUAAAAAAAUCAAAGUUCUAGGCCCUAAGCCUACGAGGACUAUUCUAGAAAAUGUGAGGAUGCUGGCUGCCUUGCACAAUCUCAACCGUCACGUGACUCCAUUCCCCACAUUUAGCAGAAAUGGGAUGUUUAUGCAAAAUGAGUCAAAGUAUUCAAAAUUAUUUCUUUAACAACAUUUAUUCAGGUUUCAGAAUCCCAGCUUUUCUGAGCCAACAGUUUGCAUUAUCUGGGUGAUGAGUUUUCAAUCAAGUGGAGAAUACGCAGUUAGGCAGUUUGAGAGAGGGUGCCGCCACCGAACUACAAACGGGGGAUUGGCAACUCAGAGUUGAUAGCAGCUGUUUUUAAAAGCAUUCAUCUCCCCCCCAAAAUAAUCGGGCAUCUGUGUGAGGCUGGUAGAGAGCAGAAAGCUCAAAGAAGGAAAUGAAAUGUACCACAGUAACUUAAUAGGGUGUUUUGAAAUUUGGAGAGACAGUAGUUACGCCUAAUGUUGAUUCCCACCUUCCUUAAAUCCUGCUCCUUGAGAUUGUGAUCAGAGACUCAGGGAUCGGAAAUGGUAAGGGUUAAUUAACAGCCCCCCAGCGUUUUCCUUGUUGCGGAGGAGUGGCUGGCAUUUUAUAUUUUUGAUAUGUACUUUGGGGGAGUGGUGGGAAUGUUAUUUUGUAAUUAAACGCAUAAAAAAGGCCUAAAGGAAAUAA